GGCGCGCUCAGAAGCACUUCUCCCACUACGGGGUUCGUUUAGCAGAAUCCCUCGAAACUCAAAUCUAUCCUGGAAGCGACCGGAACUUCCAUUAUUUCUCCGUCAAUCUUCGGUUCUUCUUAGGGUUUUUUUUGGUGCAUUUUCUUCUCUGUUUUGUUUUCUGGCAAAUAUUUCUUCAAUGUCUUUUGUUUCAUCAAGAUAUUGCUCAAAUCCUUAUUGACUGGAGUCUGUUCAUGCGGUUUGAUGAUGGAGACGGAGUCUUGCCAGUUGAUGGUGACUUCCAGGCGGCCUUGCUUUUAUGCUUUCUAUUCCUCCACUCUUUGUUCAGAACGACUGAAACUUCCUUUGAAAUUUGUCAGAUACUUAGGAGAAAUAAUAGGCCAAUCAGUCUCAUUAAUUGGUCCUAGCGGCCAUACUUGGCUUGUUGACUUGAUCCAGCAGAAUGAUAACUUGUUCUUCUGUGACGGAUGGCCAACCUUUGCUCGAGAUAAUUCCCUAGAAUGCGGUGAUUUCUUGGUAUUUAGAUAUGAUGGCGAGUUGAAUUUCACUCUGCAAGUUUUUGAUCAGAGUGCAUGUGAGAAAGAAGAUGCAUUUCAUUCUCAGUGCAGUCAAGAUAACACAGGCCAUAAAAGAGAUAGGGAAGAGGACCCUACAUGCCCAGAUACAUGUGCAGAGGCUGUGGCAAAGAAAAUGAGGAGCAUUUUUUAUGUUCAUUCAGAGUGCAGGGAGGGCCUAGCAGCCAUAAAAACUGUUGAGGUCCAUAAAAAUGGAGCUGGUCAGAAUGGGAUCAGUAAAGUUGAUGACGUAACUAUGCAAGAUAAAAUUCUGGCCUUAUCACUAUUAUCUCAGGAUGAGAAAAAAAUUUCCCAGUCAUUUAGCUCCAAUUAUCCAUAUUUUGUGAGAAUCAUGAAAAGCUUCAAUGUUCGUGGUUCAUACACAUUGAAUAUCCCUUAUCAAUUUUCUAUGGCACAUCUUCCUAGCUGCAAAUUAAAGUUGGUCCUUCACAACUUGAAAGGGGAAUCCUGGCCAGUGAAUUCUGUUCCUACAAUAAGAGUGCAUACAAGUCAUACCCUUUGUGGAGGAUGGAUGGCCUUUGUGCGUGGGAAUGAUAUCAACAUGGGAGAUAUAUGUGUUUUUGAGCUUGUCCUGGAUUGUGAAUUGCGUGUUCGCAUCUUCAGGGUUGGAAAGGAAAUAUCUGAGGAUCAAAGUAGAAAAGGAUCUUUGAAUCAGCUAGAUGCUGACCAUGCAAAAAUAUCUCGUAAAACUCUCAAAGGUUUGCCAAAGAAAAUGAAUGGAAACUCUCACAAGGUUCAUUCAAAAUGCCCCAAAAGAAUUGAAGUACAUGAUAAAAAAAGUUCGAAGUCUUGGCAAGAACCUUUCUGCAAUGAUGUUAGGAAACAUUCUAGUGCAAAAAAGGUCUCCACCAAAGUCGUGGUUUGUUCUCAAUCAAAAAAGCCUUCUAAGCGUUUGGUCAAUCAGGGAACCAGUGUCAAAGGCGAUCUUGUAUUACCAGCUAGACUUGGGUUGCGAGCAAUGUUAGCACUUGAUGAAGAAAGAGCAGCUAAGUCAUUUGCUUCUUGUUUUCCAACUUUUGUCAGAAUCAUGAAAAAGUUCAACACUAGUGGUUCAUAUACUUUAAAAAUUCCGCAUCAGUUUUCUUCGGUACAUUUCCCUAACAGCAAAACUGAGAUUAUACUUCGCGGUCCAAAUGGAGGAUGUUGGAUUGUGAACUCAGUACCAGACUCAAUGGGGCGAAUGAUGCAUACUUUUUGCGGCGGUUGGAUGUCGUUUGUUCGCGACAAUGGUAUCCAGAUGGGGGAUAUCUGCAUUUUUGAACUUGUUGGCAAGUGUGAAUUGCUUGUACAUGUGACCGGAGUUGGGAAGAAAGGGUUUAACCUCAGCAGUGAAGUCGCAACUUGUAGUGAAUUAGCAAUUGUACCAACAACAAGCAAUCAUCCUUCUCUGUAAGCUGUCCCAGGUUAGGCUGUCGUUUAACCCAUGGCAACGGAUGACUGGUUCAAUCGGAGUUGCAUCACUUGUACACACUUUUUCCCCCUGCUCCUUAUGCUUUUUCUUGAAAUGAAACUAGUGAAAUGUGUUCUCUUAUUUUGCUAACUUGUCGCUCUAAUCAUCUAAUGUAAAUGCAGAUUAAAAAUUGCAUUCUUUA
Messenger RNA from Cucurbita maxima (winter squash), 2167 nucleotides. RefSeq names its product B3 domain-containing protein Os03g0620500-like. NCBI's taxonomy places the organism in Eukaryota, Viridiplantae, Streptophyta, Magnoliopsida, Cucurbitales, Cucurbitaceae. The record is from RefSeq and is a predicted model, not a curated record. Bases 244 to 1968 code for a protein of 574 amino acids. The transcript has 7 exons. Gene Ontology annotation, molecular function: DNA binding.